AUGGCCAAGGCGAAAGGGCAUGCUGGAGUCCAAAACCGAGCCAUCUAUUCCAGAGCUUCCUAUCUUUACCAGGCGGCGACUUACCUGUCCCGUCGCGCGGACGCGGACGCUCUCGAAAAUGCCGCCUCGGCGGGACAAGCACCAGCGGACAAGGCUCACCCUGCUGCUGCGAACGACGGCAGUCAGCGCAAGGCCCUCGGAAACCUGUCCAGGCUGGCCAUCACCACCAUGAAAUCCGUUUCCCUCAAGGCGCAGAUCCGUCAGAGCCCGCCUCUCAAGAGGACGGUUUGCAAGCUCUGCGACACCUUGUUGGUGCCCGGUAGGACUUGUCGCUCCACGGUCGAGAAUGCGAGCAAGGGCGCCCGUAAGCCGUGGGCGGACAUGCUUGUGGUUGAGUGCAAAACCUGCGGCAACCGCAGACGAUACCCGGUCGAUGCGCCACGGCAGAAAAGAGCCACGCUUCGCCCCAAGGCCCAGGCCCAGGCCCAGGCAUCCGCACAGCAGAAGGAGUGA
Ustilaginoidea virens is the source of this 513-nucleotide messenger RNA. RefSeq lists its product as uncharacterized. The transcript has a single exon. Gene Ontology annotation, cellular component: nucleolar ribonuclease P complex. Lineage: Eukaryota; Fungi; Ascomycota; Sordariomycetes; Hypocreales; Clavicipitaceae. Bases 1 to 513 code for a protein of 170 amino acids. Gene Ontology annotation, biological process: tRNA processing. The record is from RefSeq and is a predicted model, not a curated record.